Soboliphyme baturini is the source of this 879-nucleotide messenger RNA. Lineage: Eukaryota; Metazoa; Nematoda; Enoplea; Dioctophymatida; Soboliphymatidae. The record is from the annotation of a GenBank genome assembly.
AUGCAAAGUGACCUUCACAAGAUCAUUGUAUCACCGCAGCCACUGACAUCAGACCACGUGAAGGUGUUCGUGUACCAGAUUUUGAGAGGCCUGAAGUACUUGCAUUCUGCUAACCUUUUGCACCGCGAUAUAAAGCCGGGAAAUUUGUUGGUUAACAGCAACUGUCUUUUGAAGAUCUGCGAUUUUGGCCUGGCGAGAGUCUGGGAUCCGACAGAGCAGGGCGCAAUGACGCACGAAGUCGUUACGCAGUACUACCGCGCGCCGGAGUUGCUGAUGGGUGCUAGAAGAUACACGGCUGCCGUCGAUACAUGGUCCGUCGGGUGUAUACUUGCCGAAUUGUUGGGAAGGAAGAUUUUGUUUCAAGCUCAGGGUCCUAUUGAACAGCUCAACCUCAUUCUCGAUCUACUCGGUACACCCGCAGCUUCAGAGAUGAAAUACGCAUGCGAAGGGGCACGUAGUCACGUGCUAAAAUCACCAUUUCGACCUCCUAAUCUGAUCAAGCUGUAUUCUUUGAGUCCUCAGGCUACCCACGAAGCCGUACAUCUGAUGUCGCAGUUGUUAUGCUUUGAUCCGGAUCAACGACUGACCGUCGAAGAGGCACUCGCCCAUCCGUACCUUGAGGAGGGUCGAAUGCGGUUUCACUCGUGUAUGUGUAAUUGCUGCACGAACACGUCGAACAACAUGCGCGUGUUUGCCUCUGAUCUCGACCCCGUACACCCGCAACCGUUCGACGCAUCGUGGGAAAAGGAGCUGUCGCACUUGUCGAUGUUCGAGCUUCGCGACCGCAUCUACCAGUUCAUCGUGGAACGCCGAUCGCACUGUGAUAUCCCGCUGUGCAUCAACCCCGAAUCGGCCGCCUUCAAAAGCUUUAUAACGUAA